Molecule: messenger RNA, 1853 nt
Organism: Paralichthys olivaceus (Japanese flounder)
Lineage: Eukaryota; Metazoa; Chordata; Actinopteri; Pleuronectiformes; Paralichthyidae
Source: RefSeq, a predicted model, not a curated record
GUCAGAGGCGGGUGUGUCCGGGGAGAAGGGUCAGGUGUCCAGUGCUGCAGAUGAGUGUCGCAGCUACAUCUCCAGUAGACCCCCCCAGACACCCGAACACGAGGAACAGAUCCCGGGUGCUCUGCUGGGCCGGAAGGAUUUCUGGAGGAAGAUGUUCAAGUCGCAGAGCGCCGCCAGUGACACGAGCAGCCAGUCGGAGCAGGACACGUCAGAGUGCACCACUGCCCACUCCGGCACCACCACCGACCGGCGCUCUCGAUCCAGAUCCCGUCGCAUUUCACUGCGCAAGAAGCUGAAGCUGCCCAUAGCAUGCCGUCGGACUGCUCGCCUUCCACUCACUCUCUCUGUCUUACGUAACUGGCUCAAGCGUUCGUCUCUCUCUGGACUGACUGACGGUGUCGAGGACCUGCUGGACAUCAGCUCAGUCGACCGACUCUCCUUCAUACGACAGAGUUCAAAGGUGAAGUUUACGAGUGCAGUAAAGCUGUCAGAAGGGGGCGCUGUGGGGCCAGAGUACGGCAGGGACGAGGAGGAGAAUUUCUUCAAGCGGCUCGGUAAAUGGAGGUCUGGCAGGAGGAAUCCAUCCAAGCUUCACCACACAGAAGAGAAAGAUGGUCCUCAUGGUUUUCAGGAGCGCCUCGCAGCCAGUCAGGAGGCCAUGAAGAACAAGAAUGUGGUGAAUUUGGGCGCCAUACGACAGGGUAUGAAACGCUUCCAGUUUCUCUUGAACUGCUGUGAGCCGGGAACCAUCCCCGACGCCUCCAUCCUCGCUGCCGCUCUGGACCUGGAAGCUCCGGUUGUGGCUCGGGCCUCCCUCUUCCUCGAAUGCGCCAGAUUCGUCCAGCGCUGUAACCGCGGCAACUGGCCAGAGUGGAUGAAAGGCCACCAUGUUAACAUCACCAAGAGAGGCCUGUCGAGGGGACGGUCGCCGAUUGUGGGCAACAAAAGAAACCAGAAACUGCAGUGGAACGCUGCCAAACAUUUCUGCCAGUGGGGAGACGCGAUCGGAACGAGGCUCAGCGAACUCUGUCACUCUGACAGUGAGAGCCCCUCCAACAUCCUGGGUUACAUCUAUGAUGAAGAGACCAAACGGAGGAUGAGGAAAGAAGACGAGGAAGAGGAUUAUUUAGAUGACAACACAGUCAAUCCUACAAAGUGCGGCUGCCCCUUCGCUCUGAAGAUGGCCGCCUGCCAGCUCCUGUUGGAAAUCACCACCUUCCUGCGGGAGACUUUUCCCUGCUUGCCACGCCCACGCACCGAGCCACUUGUGGACCUCGACAGCUGCCGCUUGCGUUUAGACCCCGAGCUUGGCCGCCACCGCUACGAGAGGAAGAUCAGCUUCGCGGGUAUCCUCGACGAUGAGGACGGACACGAUUCGCUCAACAGCAGCAGCCACACGCUAAAGUCUGACACCACCUGCGACGACAAGAAGCCGCAGGAAACUCAGGCACCCGUCCGGAAGAUUCGUAUCGGAGGAUCUCGGCUGCUCCAGAUUAAAGGCGCCCGCAGCUUCCGUGUGAAGAAAGGGGGCUCCCUGUCGUCCAUACGUCGAGCAGGGAGCCUGAAGAGCACCAAGCUGUCCCGGCAGGACUCCGAGUCGGAGAACGAAGAGGGUUUGUUGUCACAGACGCACAGCAGGGACACGGUUACCGACAUUGGGAGUCCCUUCAGCACCAGUGAGCCCAGCAUAGAGCCAGAGGGUCAGAGCUCAGGAGGAGCCGAGGACAAUUAUCACCGCAACAUGUCCUGGCUCCAUAUCAUGAUCCUGCUGUGCAACCAGCAGAGUUUCAUCUGUACCCACAUUGACUUCUGCCACCCACACUGCUACCAGCACCACAGCCGCUCCUGCGCCC